This is a messenger RNA of Bradysia coprophila, 2061 nucleotides long. RefSeq names its product CD151 antigen-like. The record is from RefSeq and is a predicted model, not a curated record. Lineage: Eukaryota; Metazoa; Arthropoda; Insecta; Diptera; Sciaridae. Gene Ontology annotation, cellular component: plasma membrane.
AUUACGACUGGUAACAGCAAACGGUGAAUAUUGUAUACAUCUCAGUCACUGACGGAAUUUAGAUCGAAUCGGUACACACGUUUUCAUUAAGCGCGCUCAGCGUAAUAGUUAAAGAAAAUUGAAUGAAACAACGAGAUUCUUUGAUCGAAUAACUAGGCUUCGCUUUUGUGUGUAUACAACAUUAUUAUACAUAGUCAAUUGACGGAUGAUUCGAAUAUAUUUAUAAAUUGCGAUGCAAAGUAUGAAAAUUUAAUUUACGUUUUGAAAUUAAUUAGUUUCUGUGUCCUACUUAAAUGCGUAUACAUUAUUGAUAAUUCAAAUUCUAAAGUGAUUAACUGAAAAAAAAAGUUGGAUUUUUUUUGCUAUUAUGCAAAAACAACAGUGAGCUACAUAGCACAAGCUGUUAGAUAUAAGUUAGACUGUGUGUUCUAUUGAGAAAUACAAAAUUUGUUAUAAAUCGGUUUAACAUUUUCGCCAGCAAAUUUAUUUUUGUUUGUUAAUCGAUGACGUGAAAUUCAUAUUUUAAAAUGCGAUAACAAAAAAGAAACGAAUUUAUAAAAAUAUCACGCUAAGUGCUAAAUGGAUGGCCAUUAGUAACAAUAAAGAUACUUCUGUCGCAGCUGACAAUGAAGCUGAUGGAAAGACACAGAAAGAAGCAGAAAUUUAAAAUAAAAAUUUAUUGAAAUUUACUUUACUGUGUUUCGCAACACCAAAACAUCGAAGCACAACGACAAAAUUGUAUCCGAAAGUCUUUUAAGAUAAAAUCUGGAUAAUCUCUUCGAAUAAGCUUCGCGCACACAACAAAAUUAUAACAAAAAUACAUUGUAUAUGUGGCCAUGAAUACACCAAAGAAGUCUCGUAAAUCUGAAUGUUGUAGCGUGAAUUUUGUCAGUUGCGUUCUUCACAUCUUCAACUUUAUUUUCUUUGUCUCCGGUGUUCUAGUUUCGGCUGUUAGUAUAUGGACGUUAUUUUGGAAACAUCAAUAUGUUUCUCUUCUACCAACACCAAGUUAUCUCAUCGGAACUUAUUCGCUACUAGGAGCUGGUUGUCUAAGUGUUUUUGGUAGUUUUAUGGGGCUAUGCGGAAUUUGCCGGCAGUACAAAACGCUGAUUUUAUGUUACAUCUACCUCUUGCUGAUCGUAUUUCUCUUGGAAGCUACAGUUGGUGGUCUGGCUUAUAUAUACGAGAACCAAAUAACCGAAGAACUCCAAGACUCGUUGAACACAACGUUUCUGGAACACUACGCCAUAGAUGAGGAGAAAACCACUGCCAUAGAUCAAAUGCAACAAGAUUACAGCUGUUGUGGAGCGUUUCGCUUCGAAGACUGGCGGUACAGUCUUUGGUUGAAAUCCGAACGGACCGAUCUACUGCGAUCGACGGAAAAUCGACUAGUUCCCGAUUCGUGUUGCAUAAGCAUGAGGGAUAAAUGUGGCCUACGGGAUCAUCCAAGUAACAUUCCUUACACCGGCUGCAUUUAUAAAUUUUCGGAUGAGCUUCGCGAUCAUUUGAAUAUUGUUGCGGCAGUUGGUUCCGGUAUUUGUGUAGUUAAGAUUUUUGGUAUGAUUAUAGCAAUAGUACUGUACAUCAAAUUAAAGGACGUGAUUCAAUGACAUACGUAUGCGGAUCCAAAUCUAUUCUAUAAAAUAGAGGAUCCCUACAUCGAUGGUAUUAGUGUCAUUUAUGAGCAGGAACAGUGUCCUAUCCAUCCUAGGAAUGUGCGAAUGUGUCGUGAAUCUCAAAAUGCAGAUAGUUUGCAUUUAAUGGAUGUCCCAUUGUAAAGGGAGUGAGUGAAUGAGUGUGUACAUUGUAUUUAUGUAGAACGGGUCAAAAUACUAAUUUUUUUUACUAAUUUAUCAAUUUUAAGUCAAAGUCAGCUUAAUACUUAAGUGUUACAGAGGUGAAUCUUUAGUUAAACUAAUUUAUGUUACUACUUAAUGUCCUCAUGUCGAAAAUACCUCUUUCUGUUGAAAAUUGUUGUAAAUAUAUCAAGACGCGAAGUACAAGUUUUUGUACGAAAUAAAUGAAUAAAACAUUGACAUUACAAUCGACUCUUUUCUGUGU